This is a messenger RNA of Harmonia axyridis, 3394 nucleotides long. RefSeq lists its product as uncharacterized. The record is from RefSeq and is a predicted model, not a curated record. The transcript has 2 exons. Gene Ontology annotation, molecular function: transcription regulator activity. Gene Ontology annotation, cellular component: nucleus. NCBI's taxonomy places the organism in Eukaryota, Metazoa, Arthropoda, Insecta, Coleoptera, Coccinellidae. The coding region runs from base 191 to 1165 and encodes 324 amino acids.
CCCGUUUAGUGUGAACGCAGCCUCAAUAAUUUUAGAGUCGACGUGUGUGAUAGUAGUGAGUGAGGAGAAGCAACCUUGGGCGAUUUCUUGCAACCAGCAACGUAGCAAUCGGCCUUCCGAUAGAACCGGACUGGCUUGUGAAUGUGAUUCUCAAGACGAGAACUGCGACAAAGAAUAAUUAAACUGUGCCAUGAUGGGUCUGCAAGCCUCUCCAGGUAAAAGAAAGUUAGAAGCGGCCACUGCACCAGCAGACUCGACUCCUGCUAAAGUUGGUAGAUGGGAAGCUGAUGACUGUAUAGCUAGGUUACAAGCUGUAGCUGCCGAUAAAUGGCGCACCCCCACCCCUUCGUUGACUGCCACCCUCUUGUCAACCGACGAAUUCGACGACGAUGACUUCGAGGAUGAACUAUCGGACGAAGAUAGAAAUAUGACGGUACCAGAAGCGGCGAGGUAUACCCAGCUAACCACUCCAUACCAGCAGCAGAGAUACCAACAGCCAGACUAUUGGCAGUACUACCAACCGCCUCAGCAAACUAUCCGUUGUGAUGAAAACGGAAAAUCUUACUUAGAACUUGGUGCUUCUCCCUCGGUUAGGACACGGUGUUGUGACGGUAGAGCAAGGUGGUGCCAUGUACCAUGUUAUAGACAAAGAAGACUAGCUGUGUUAAAUUUAUCUAUGUGUAAGUUGGCUAGGUAUCGACAGUGUUCCGAUCCCUCCUUAAGACGCUCAGUUCUCAUUUGCAACACGUUGCGAAGGCUAGAGAGGGAAAUGGAAUCAGACCCCGUGGAGCCUAGUAGUUAUCCCCAAACAAAUUUCACUGAAGUCAAUACUUCCAAUAGACUUAAUCCUGUGAUGCCAGAACCUUCGAACUACGAACAAAAUUUGAGAGACAUGGCUUGUUCAUCAGGAAGGGCUACGCCUUUUCCAUCGAAUACCCCAGAUACAGACUCCGGUUUAGGCGAUGAUGAGAUGACGAGACCUAUUAAUUGGAGUUCUGUUCUCAGCUAUUCAUCGCAAACCGAUCUUGAAUCACUCAAUAACAACGAGCUCUAUGCCGAACUAGGCCUAACUACGGAAAAUACAGAGUGGAAAGAUCCAAACCCUCAACAAAGGAUGGAAAAUGAUUGGGAUGGGUUUAUGCAUGUACUUGUUAGUGGCACGUAACAGAUGGCAUCUCCAUCUUGUACUCUUCUCAGGUUGUGAUCACUUAGUAAAUAAUAAUUUGGUGCAUAAAGGAAUUGUGCAGCUACUGUUUGCAAUUUUUAUUUUUAUAUUUAUAUAUUUUCAUUACUUAAAUAGAAACCUAGCCAUUUUGGAAAGAUCGCAAUCAGAUAAUGUAGUCAAUAGUUUUGAUUAUUUUACAAUUGAUUGUAUUUAUUGACCAUCCUAUGUUACUUCAAAACAAUGAUCUCGUAUGCUCAAUUGUCUAAUGCUCAAGAGUAUGAGUUAAUUUAAGUGCUGAUAUCAAGUUUAUGUUACUGAAAGGCUUAGGGCAUUCCUCUGUAAUAUUUGUAAAUAACUGUAAAUAAGAGAAAAUUUUCUAAUGAAUAGAGUAAGCUUAUAUUUAUGUACAUACAUAUAAAUAAAUAUAUUAUAUAUAUGACAACUAAAUUUAUAUGAAAUAUAUAGAUACAUAUUUUCACAAAGUAUUCAAACCAAAAUUCACCUGCAAUUUUUGUCUAUCAGGGUAUAUCUCAUUUCAAGCAAUAAUAAUUUUAAUUCCUAAUUGAGAUGUUUUUUUUUUAGUAGUAAAUAGUUAAUUUUACCUUAUUUCGACAGUAACAUUUCGAAUUGUUGUGGUGAAUUGCAAUACUACUCUGGGGGAAUAUGUAUAAAUAUAAGAAAUUAAUAAAUUUAUUAAUCAUAUGAAAGGCAAUAUGGUUCCAUACAAAGCAAAUCCUUCCCAACUGAAAAAAUAGAUCACAAAAAAAAUAAUGCUAUCGUCUACAACUCAUUGUGAUAAAAAUCUAUUUUAACAAGAAUAAACUUAAUGCCGAAAAACUUACAAACGUCGAAUUAUUUUUAGUUACCACAUUCAUGUAUGUAAUAUGAAUAUUUUGUUCUUAUUAAUCAUGAAUACCUUCAUUUUCUAAGCAUAUUAAUAUUUAAACAGUAAGGAUUUGAUAAUUGAUCUCCCAAGUUAUAGUAGAAACAAAUCUUUUUUCUGGUAUUUUAAUUUAUCUUUAUAAUUUUAAAUGCACUACUCAUUUCAAUUUAUUCAUUUUAAUAUUGCAGUUGGGAAGUUUGUAUCUAGUCGACAUUGAAAGUUGUCUUCUAAGAGGUGAAUAAGCAACUAUUCCCUUCCGGUAAAAAAACUGAACGCUGAAUUACUAGUUCAAGCCGUCCCGAACAAUCUUAGUUGAUAACCUCAUUGUAAGAAGUUUCUUAUUUGUACAUGCUGUUACGAAAUAUACUUAGGUAAUUCUGCUCUUUCAUGAAUUUGUUUGUUGAUUUAAUGAAAGUUGAUAUUCCUUGCCAUGAUAUUUCACAGUUAUAAAUUAUGUUUAAAAAUCUUUUCGAAUCUUAUUUUUCAUUGAUUUUUAUUAGUUAUCUUUUUGACAACAAUUUGUUAUUUGUGUAUUUAUCAAUUUUGAUAUUUUUGAGUUCAAUGAACAAUGAUUUGAUUAUAUGGAGCAGAACUCAACCAAAUUGAUGUAUAAUACUCAAUCAGAAUAUUUUAUAGCAAAAUAUGAUUCUACAAAUUCAAUCAAAGAGGAUAUUAAACAUAGUUCAAUAAAAAUGAAUAAUUGUGAUCAAUAACUACUAUGUACAUUACCAAGUAUAUUUUUGAAUGGUACUUAAUUUUGUGAAUAUAAAUGAACGAUCAAAUAUUUCUUCUUUUUGAAACUCAGAAUUUCUGCAACAAAAAUACAAAAUGUGGGCACAAUCAUUAAAUUUUUAAUUAGUCUACCAAUAAGUCUAUGACCUAUGACAGUUACUAAUUUAAGAUGUUGAUACAAAGUAUGUAAUUUAGCUACAAAAGUUUUGAACAAUCCAAGUAUCUUUUUGAAGGACAUUUUGUGUUUUUAUCCUGAAAGAAAAGGAGCACUGAAAUUUCAAAUAUUUUGCUAUUAAUUCAAUGAAUUGAAAAAUGUCAAAGUUGUUACAAUACCUGAAUUUUUCAUAUAAUUCAUUCGAAUAUGGUUUUCCUAAUGAAAAAAUGACAACGAUAAUCAUAAAGAAAUAAGAUAUACGAAAAAUUCAGAAAUUUUAUAUUCGAUAAAGUACUUGUACUUCAUUAACAUCGACGAUACAUCACGUCAAUAAUGAUUAAAUCUACAUUGUGUGCAAGUAUUAUGUGAUAUGUAAUAUGUUAGCGUUAAAAAUAAAUUCGUAUAUAUAUUACCUCACUUAUUGUUUUAUAUUUUUGUUGUAAUAUAAUGAUUACAAAUU